ACCACACAUGCAUCUAUUUUCAUAUUUUCUAAGAUUACCCAAAGAGAUUGAAAGUCUUGUGAACAACAAGACAAACUAAUGUAACCAAAUCAACCAGGCAUAACAAUAAAUAAGAACAAAAGCACAAUUUAACAGACAGGAACUUUCAAACAUUUUACUAAAAUCUAAUACCGCAUUUGUUUCCAAACUAAAACAGUUGAGAAUUCAGCAGAUGUUUAAGUGUUUUAGAGCUUUUACUGCACAUAAGAGGUAAAACAGUUGAUCGUUUUUGGGUAGCUAGUUACUCUUUGAAGUUUUUUUUAUUUUAAUUUUGAUCCCUAGACGUCUCAGAGUUCGCCCCCUGGUGUGUCAAAGCUCAACACAUCAGAACUACUGUAAACAGCUAUAAUAACAUCAACAUCAGAGUUCAUCACACAUUGACAUUAUUUUUCUUCAAAAAGGCAAUCUGCUGCAUUCUGGUCUGAUAUUAAUUGACUGAGUGAUAUAACUGUGCUAAUUGUGAAUUUGUCAAAUAAAUCAAGAUCUAUAAAGAACAAGAGAGACAGGUUGCAAAAGACAAACAAUCCCCUCUUAACACAAAUCUAAAUUUGUAUUGUUCAGAUGUUUGUCAGCCUCACUGAGAUCAGAGUUAAAUAUAUAACAGGGUAAGAAAAAACAAAAGCAUCUUAAGAAGAGAUAAGUGUGAACUACGGAAGAGGAACAUGAAAUUCAGGAAGUGCCGACUGGCCUGCAGUUGUCAAAAGAUCUGCUGACACUUCAGGAAGAAAGAAGACAAACUGUCUGAGAAACAGAAUGACUGAAUUCACAUCAGUUCAACUGUCUUUAUGUCUGAUUCUGGCACUCAAGUUUACAGUAAUAAAGCAAAUUUCUUCAUCUGUCAUUGUGAGAGGAGGAGAUGAAGUCCAGUUGGCCUGUGAAAACAUGAUGGAUCCGAUUAAGUGCUUACGGAUCCACUGGCUCUUCAGUAAAUCACCUCAGGGAUCCGCAGUAGAUCUGGUUAAAUUUGGUCAGACGAAUCAAACUCAGGCUGCCAGAGAAAAAGCAGACAGACUAAGAGUCUCACCAAACUGCUCUCUGAUAAUUCAGAGGGUCAGCGCUGCCGAUGUUGGGACAUAUUACUGCCAACAAGUUGAAAACACAGACCAGAAGGAGAACAGACACACUGUCGCUUUGUCUCUGGUUAACAUUACUGAACAGAAAGACGAUGAAGAGGUGAAGCUGAAAUGUUCUGUUAUAUCAAAUUAUCCAUGUAAACAUUAUGUGAAGUGGCUUUUAAAAGGUCAAAGUAUUGAUAAAGAUAAUACAAAUCUAAAGACAAAAUACUCUAUUUGUGCUGCUGAAGUCACCUUUAAGACUUCACAUUAUGCUUAUGAGCCGGGCCGUUAUAAUUCACUGCAAUGUGAAGUAGGAGAGUCUGGAAGAAAGCAGCAGCAGUUUCCCUUCAGAGUUCAAACUACAGGGAAGAAAAAUAAAAUACCUGAAAACAAUGAGGCAGAACAACCAUCUGGUAUGUGGUGGUUGUACAUCGUCGUAGUUAUCGUUUUGGCAGCUUUCCUGUUGGCUGUCGGGUUUUUCAUAAAAAGGAAGAAAAAUAAAGGAAAUAAAACACCAGUGAACUCACCCCCUGCAGCUUCUCAGUCUGCUUCAGAAGUGAACCAGGACCCAGAUGAACCUGAUGCAACCAUCUCUUAUGCUUCAAUUAACCUCCCAAAGAAGAACAACAAUCAGAUUUGGGGAAGUGAUGCAGCAGUGACUUACAGCACCGUUAGAACAGGAGUAUCGCCUGAUCCAAGCCACCUCUAUGUUUCUGUUAAAUAACCAAACUGGUAUUUUGGUUAAUUUAAAAGGAAAUAACUGGAAUAAGAUUUUUAAAGCAACCAAAACACAAUAUAUUAACCUUAUUUUUAGGGUAUAGACUUUGAGGACAAUUUCAUACAUGAGCUAUUUCAAUUUAAAAUGUAAAACUAUAUUAAAAAUGUUGUCUUAAAACAAUAAAAAUGCUUAUCA
This is a messenger RNA of Poecilia latipinna (sailfin molly), 2007 nucleotides long. RefSeq lists its product as uncharacterized. The coding region runs from base 793 to 1818 and encodes 341 amino acids. The record is from RefSeq and is a predicted model, not a curated record. NCBI's taxonomy places the organism in Eukaryota, Metazoa, Chordata, Actinopteri, Cyprinodontiformes, Poeciliidae. The transcript is spliced from 8 exons.